AUGAAGUCUAGCUGAAGAAUCAUCUGCUGCUGAAUAUCUCCACAACACACAGAACGAUGUCAGGACUGAGGCCUGUGGUGCUGAGUGGCCCCUCCGGAGCAGGGAAGAGCACUUUGUUGAAGAGGCUGAUAAAGGAUCACGAAGGCGUCUUUGGAUUCAGCGUGUCACACACAACAAGAAACCCUCGACCAGGAGAGAAAGAUGGCAAAGGGCUGAACAAGCUCCCCAUGCUUCUGGGGGCUACUUUACUGCCUGUAGCAGACAUCCUAUCCUCUGAAGACUUAGAAAUGUCAGCCUCAUUUUCGUGUCCAAAUGAAUCAGAAACCACAGACAAAGACUACCACUUCACGACGAGAGAGGCCAUGCAGGAGGACAUUGACGAGGGCAAAUUCAUUGAAAACAUAAUGUUUUCUGGCAACAUGUAUGGAACAAGUAAAGCUGCCGUAGAAGAUGUUCUGGCUAAGAACUUAAUCUGCAUCUUAGACAUGGACAUCCAGGGUGUGAAGAAGAUUAAAGAGACUGACCUGAACCCCAUUUAUAUCUACAUCCAACCUCCAUCCAUAGAGAUCCUGGAAAAGCGUCUGAGGGAAAGGCAGACUGAAACAGAGGAAAGUUUACAGAAACGACUUGAAGCUGCACGCACUGAUAUGGAGCUGAGCAAGGAGCCUGGAAUGUUUGAUGUUCUUAUCAUCAACGACAACAUAGAACGGGCCUAUGACGAGUUGAAAGAUAUCCUCAAUGAUGAAAUAAAAAAAGUUCAAGAGGCCAAAUCAUAAGAAGGAAACAGCAACCGUAUCUUUUUGCUACUGGACCCACACUGAUUCUGGUCUGAAUGAUCCCUUCUUCACUGACUACACACACACCUGAAAUCAACUCUCAGCUGAAGUUUCUUUUAUCCUCUACGUAACAUGCUCAGUGAAGUUUGGAUGGAAAUGAAGGACUCUGACUUGUUUUCUCGACUAAGAGAAUGUGUGUGUAUCCAAACCCACGUAUUUCAGUGAAAACAACCU
Molecule: messenger RNA, 1010 nt
Organism: Monopterus albus (swamp eel)
Lineage: Eukaryota; Metazoa; Chordata; Actinopteri; Synbranchiformes; Synbranchidae
Gene: guk1b
Product: guanylate kinase 1b
Exons: 9
Coding region: 57-776 (239 amino acids)
Cellular component (GO): cytosol
Molecular function (GO): GMP kinase activity
Source: RefSeq, a predicted model, not a curated record